Molecule: messenger RNA, 3535 nt
Organism: Humulus lupulus (European hop)
Lineage: Eukaryota; Viridiplantae; Streptophyta; Magnoliopsida; Rosales; Cannabaceae
Product: DNA mismatch repair protein MSH7
Exons: 17
Coding region: 156-3416 (1086 amino acids)
Biological process (GO): mismatch repair
Cellular component (GO): MutSalpha complex; nucleus
Molecular function (GO): ATP-dependent DNA damage sensor activity; mismatched DNA binding; ATP binding
Source: RefSeq, a predicted model, not a curated record
AAUUAUGAAGGGAGGAAAAGAUCAGUCGGGGCAUUUUCGGCAUUGAAGUGCUCGGGAACCCCAAAUUAUUUGGCGCCAAUUUCUCAGCUCACUAUAUAAAAUAAAUAUUACAUUUCCGCCUUGGCCACAGGUUUCUUUUCUCAACUUCUGGAAAAAUGCAGCGUCAGAAGACGAUCCUCUCUUUCUUCCAGAAACCCGCGCCGGCCAACCUAAGCUCCGGCAGACAGCUUGUCUCUCAAGUUCCGGUGACGGAAUCGGCUUUGGAAAUCAUAGGAACCGACACUCCGCCGGAGAAGGUGCCUCGUCAGAUUUUUCCAGCCAGUUAUGUCGCAAAUGAGAGCAAAACCGAUUCUUCAUUGUUCUCGAGUAUUAUGCAUAAGUUUGUGAAGCCCAAUGAGAGGGAGAAGUUCCCCCAAAGGAACAAGCCACAUGGCAGCUGCGUGGACAUUUGUAUGGGCUCUGAACAGUCUAAUGAACCCAAACAAUUGUCUAAACCGGGAUUGGCUACUCAGCCUUCAGGAGAGAUAGGUGUUGUGAAAUCCAAUGGGAACGCUGAUCAAAGUUGCAUCGUUCAUGUUGGAAGUGAUGACGAUAUCCUUGGACCAGAAACGCCAGGAACACAACGUUUUGUUCCACGAUUGAAGCGAAUUCAAGAUGAUGAUCCUGCAUCCAAGGAUAAGUAUGACAGAUUGCUGGGUUCUAGCAAAAAGCUAAAACUCUCAGAGGAAUCAACAGGUUUGAAUAAGAAUCAUUGGGAAAUAUCUGACACGGCCAGCAAGUUUGAGUGGCUUGAUCCAUCUCGAAUCAAAGAUGCUAACGGGAGGAAGCGUGAUGACCCUCUUUAUGAUAGCACAACACUUUAUAUACCUGCUGACGCAUUGAAGAAAAUGUCUGCAUCACAAAAACAAUAUUGGAAUGUCAAAUGCCAAUAUAUGGAUGUCAUGCUUUUCUUUAAAGUGGGAAAAUUUUAUGAACUAUACGAACUAGAUGCUGAAAUAGGUCAUAAAGAGCUUGAUUGGAAAAUAACAUUAAGUGGAGUUGGAAAAUGCCGGCAGGUUGGUGUCCCUGAAAGUGGUAUUGAUGAUGCUGUUCAGAAGCUGGUUGCACGUGGGCAUAAAGUUGGCCGAAUUGAGCAGUUGGAAACAUCUGGAGAAUCGAAGGCUAGAGGUUCAAAUUCUGUAAUAUCAAGAAAACUAAUUCAGGUGGUCUCACCAUCAACUGCAAGUGAUUGUAAUUUAGGUCCUGAUGCUGUUCAUCUUCUUGCGAUAAAAGAGGGUAACUCCGAGCUGGAAAAUGGGUCAACUGUGUACGGUUUUGCUUUUGUAGACUGUGCUGCUUUAAAAUUUUGGGUUGGUUCCAUCAAAGAUGAUGCAUCCUUUGCUGGUUUGGGGGCUUUAAUGAUGCAAGUGUCACCUAAAGAAGUUUUGUAUGAAAGCAGAGGGUUGUCCAAAGAAGUUCAGAAAGCGCUCAGAAAGUACUCUUUAACAGGUUCUUCAGCUCCACAAUUGACUCCAAUGCAGUCAGCUACUGAUUUUGCAGAUGCUUCUGAAGUAAGAAGCUUAAUUCAGUUGAAAGGUUACUUCAAGGGGUCUUCAAAUAUGUGGGAUCAUUCUCUUGGCAAUGUGAUGCAUCAUGAUAUAACCUUAUCUGCUCUUGGUGGACUUAUCAAUCAUCUAUCUAGAUUGAUGUUAGAUGAUGUUUUACAAAAUGGGGAUGUAUUACCAUACCAAGUGUAUAGGGGUUGCCUCAAAAUGGAUGGACAGACACUGUUAAAUCUUGAGAUUUUCAAUAACAAUGCCGAUGGUGGUACUUCUGGUACAUUAUACAAAUAUCUUGAUAAUUGUGUGACAUCAUCUGGCAAGAGGCUUUUAAGGAGGUGGAUCUGCCAUCCACUGAAAGAUAUUGACAGAAUAAAUUAUAGGCUUAAUGCUGUUGAAGCUCUAAUGCAACAUUCAGAAAUUAUGCUAGUUAUUGCUCAGUAUUUUCGCAAGCUUCCAGACUUGGAAAGGUUGCUUGGACGGAUUAGGGCUAGUGUUAAGUCAUCAGCUACUCUGUCAGUGCCUGUAUAUGGAAAAAAAGUGCUGAAACAGAAAGUUAAAGUAUUUGGGACUCUAGUGAAAGGUCUCCGGGUUGGCUUUGAUUUGUUACUGUUAUUAGAGAAGGAAAGACAUGAGUUUUCUCUUUUGUCAAAAAAUUUUAGUCUUCCUCUUUUGAGUGGAAGUGGUGGGCUUGAUCAAUUUCUUUCCCAAUUUGAAGCAGCUGUAGAUAGUGACUUCCCUAAUUACCAGAAUCAUGAUGUAACAGAUAGAGAUGCGGAAAUUAUCUCUAUUCUGAUUGAGCUAUUCAUUGAGAAAGCGAGUGAAUGGUCCCAAAUUAUUCAUGCUAUCAACUGCAUUGAUGUGCUAAGAUCCUUUGCAGUUACAGCUAGCUUUUCUAGUGGGACAAUGUCAAGACCUGUCAUUUUGCCUCCAACAAAAAAUGCGACUUCAAAUGAAGAAGCCAGACAUCCUAUACUUAAAAUUAAAGGGUUGUGGCAUCCAUUUGCCUUUGGAGAUAAUGGACGAGUGCCUGUCCCAAAUGAUGUAGUCCUUGGUGAGGAUGCAAAUGGCUAUUGCCCACGCACUUUGUUAUUAACCGGACCUAAUAUGGGUGGUAAAUCAACUCUCUUGCGUUCCACCUGUCUAGCUGUUAUACUGGCUCAGCUGGGCUGCUACGUGCCUGGUGAAAUGUGUGUUCUCUCACUUGUGGAUACUGUAUUUACACGGCUUGGUGCAACUGAUCGAAUCAUGACAGGCGAGAGUACCUUCUUUAUUGAGUGCACAGAAACAGCAUCGAUACUUCACCAUGCAACUCAAGAUUCUUUGGUUAUUCUUGAUGAGUUGGGCCGAGGAACAAGCACCUUUGAUGGAUAUGCCAUUGCCUAUGCUGUAUUUCGACAUCUCAUUGAAAAAGUCAAUUGCCGAUUACUCUUUGCAACUCACUACCACCCACUGACAAAGGAAUUUGCUUCUCACCCACAUGUCCUCCUCCAACACAUGGCCUGCUCUUUCAAGCCCAAAUCUGAAUCAUUUUCCCAGAAUGAGGAGCUUGUUUUUCUAUACCAGCUCACCUCAGGAGCCUGUCCAGAGAGCUAUGGCUUGCAAGUGGCAACUAUGGCCGGAAUCCCGGAGAAGGUGGUCAAUGCUGCUUCAAAGGCUGGCCGAGAAAUGAAGAAAUCAAUAGUUGGAGAUAGCUUUAAGUCUAGUGAAGGGAGAGCAGAGUUCUCAACUCUCCACGAGGAGUGGUUAAAGAGUCUAAUGACUGUCUCACUGAUUGGAAAUUCUGGUUCUCCUGAUGAAGAAGAUGAUAUUUUUGACACGUUGCUUUGCUUGUGGCAUGAGCUAAAGAGCUCGUAUAGGUCGGGGCAAAUAAAGUGAAAAGGCACGUGUCUUGUCUCUUUUUUUAAAAAAAUGUAAAUUUGUAGAUCUGAUUAAUUACGAGUAUUAUGUAAGUUAGCUUUGAUAUGGGAAUCAUAAUCCUACUACCAUGCCUUUGU